AUUCUUGAAGGUUAGAGCUCAGCUUUGAAGUUUCACUUCACGAGCUUGGCUCAGUGAGGAAAUUGUGACGUGUGUUCUGGGCAGGGUUUGAGGUUUUGGAACAUUUUCUAAAAGGGACAGAGAGCACCCUGCUACAUUUCCUAAUCAAGAAGUUGGCGUGCAGCUGGGAGAGCUAGACUAAGUUGGUCAUGAUGCAGAAGCUACUCAAAUGCAGUCGGCUUGUCCUGGCUCUUGCCCUCAUCCUGGUUCUGGAAUCCUCAGUUCAAGGUUAUCCUACGCGGAGAGCCAGGUACCAAUGGGUGCGCUGCAAUCCAGACAGUAAUUCUGCAAACUGCCUUGAAGAAAAAGGACCAAUGUUCGAACUACUUCCAGGUGAAUCCAACAAGAUCCCCCGUCUGAGGACUGACCUUUUUCCAAAGACGAGAAUCCAGGACUUGAAUCGUAUCUUCCCACUUUCUGAGGACUACUCUGGAUCAGGCUUCGGCUCCGGCUCCGGCUCUGGAUCAGGAUCUGGGAGUGGCUUCCUAACGGAAAUGGAACAGGAUUACCAACUAGUAGACGAAAGUGAUGCUUUCCAUGACAACCUUAGGUCUCUUGACAGGAAUCUGCCCUCAGACAGCCAGGACUUGGGUCAACAUGGAUUAGAAGAGGAUUUUAUGUUAUAAAAGAGGAUUUUCCCACCUUGACACCAGGCAAUGUAGUUAGCAUAUUUUAUGUACCAUGGUUAUAUGAUUAAUCUUGGGACAAAGAAUUUUAUAGAAAUUUUUAAACAUCUGAAAAAGAAGCUUAAGUUUUAUCAUCCUUUUUUUUCUCAUGAAUUCUUAAAGGAUUAUGCUUUAAUGCUGUUAUCUAUUUUAUUGUUCUUGAAAAUACCUGCAUUUUUUGGUAUCAUGUUCAACCAACAUCAUUAUGAAAUUAAUUAGAUUCCCAUGGCCAUAAAAUGGCUUUAAAGAAUAUAUAUAUAUUUUUAAAGUAGCUUGAGAAGCAAAUUGGCAGGUAAUAUUUCAUACCUAAAUUAAGACUCUGACUUGGAUUGUGAAUUAUAAUGAUAUGCCCCUUUUCUUAUAAAAACAAAAAAAAAAAUAAUGAAACACAGUGAAUUUGUAGAGUGGGGGUAUUUGACAUAUUUUACAGGGUGGAGUGUACUAUAUACUAUUACCUUUGAAUGUGUUUGCAGAGCUAGUGGAUGUGUUUGUCUACAAGUAUGAUUGCUGUUACAUAACACCCCAAAUUAACUCCCAAAUUAAAACACAGUUGUGCUGUCAAUACCUCAUACUGCUUUACCUUUUUUUCCUGGAUAUCUGUGUAUUUUCAAAUGUUACUAUAUAUUAAAGCAGAAAUAUAACCAAA
Molecule: messenger RNA, 1350 nt
Organism: Homo sapiens (human)
Lineage: Eukaryota; Metazoa; Chordata; Mammalia; Primates; Hominidae
Gene: SRGN
Product: serglycin
Exons: 4
Coding region: 189-665 (158 amino acids)
Cellular component (GO): Golgi apparatus; cytolytic granule; extracellular region
Source: RefSeq, marked reviewed